Molecule: messenger RNA, 4163 nt
Organism: Physella acuta
Lineage: Eukaryota; Metazoa; Mollusca; Gastropoda; Physidae
Product: kin of IRRE-like protein 1
Biological process (GO): synapse organization
Cellular component (GO): neuron projection membrane
Source: RefSeq, a predicted model, not a curated record
GUACUGCGCCGUACUACCGUGGUGUAAUCCGGCAACAUUUGAGCAAACUUUCUCUCACGAUACACGUGGAUUAUAUUUUUUCUCCUUGGAUUUAAGUAAUGUGCUUUCUUAAUACUGGGAUUUUCGGAUACUGAUUCCAGACACAGCGACACCAAAAACACAUCGCUCAAACACCGGCUAAUGCUCGGAUAGCGAAAUCGGAUCCUGCUGUACAAGUUGAAGUGUCUAGAAUAGGAUCGAAUCCAUCAUACUCCACCUAAUAGUUUUUCCCCACUACUGAUACAAAAAAAUUAUGUUUUGACAAGGCGGACACGUGACUAGUGUGGUGGGGGUAAUGUGAAUUCUGGGAUACAUUCGCUGUAACAGCAUGGUGAUGGUCUUGUGUUUCGGUCACGUGAUGAAGCUACCACGACAGAUGUGGUGGUCAGCUUUCUGCAGGUGAGGCCCAGUCGAUAUGGAGUACACGAGCCCCGGUCAUACGCCGCUGUGCUUUUUAGCCCUCGUGACGUCAUUGGCUUACAUUAUGACCUUAUCGGUGGCCUUGACCAGUGGUCAACAGCACGAAGCAAGGCAUGGACGCCACAACUCGUACCGGAAAUACAAAAAUUACGACUAUGAAGACUCGACAGCGUUUCGACAGCCGGAGUUUGUCAACAGCGAGUCCAACGUGACGGUGGUCGAGGGCAGCAUGGCGACCCUACCCUGCACCAUCCGCCAUCUUGGUACCAGGGAGGUUGCCUGGAAACGCAUGGGUGAGAAACAUUUUCUGACGGUGGGGGCUUUCACCUGGGUCAAGGAGUACAACAUUCAGGUGGAGCAGAGGAGGGAGGAGGGACAGAUGACGAGCAUGAGUCUGAUCAUCAAGUCAGUGAAACAAUCAGACGAGGGGACCUACGAGUGCCAGGUGACAGACAAGGUGCCCAUCCGGUCCUACGUCUAUCUGACGGUCAAACCGCGGGCAAAUCCCAAGCCAGCAAUCAUGAUUGACGGGCAAGAGUUCGUGGACAGGAAUGAACGUAUCCGACUCACGUGCAAUGCCACAGGUGGCGGGAAUAUUCCAGAAGAUAUCGACUGGUUCAAGGACGGGACAAAGCUCGAUUCAAGGAACACCAAACACCCGAACGUCGUCAUCACAAAGUACCGUUCCCUAGAGGAGCAGGCGCUGAUCAGUGAGCUGACCAUCGAGCACACGGACACAGACGACACGGGGACCUACAUCUGUCGGAGUUCUGACCGGGAGAUCGCCAGUCGCAAGGUCACGGUCCUCGUAGCAGCCGACACAACCAAUGUUAAAAGAGUAGCCCCACACGACCCACAAGCAGACCCCUACAAAGACAAAGAGAAUGGAAGCUCGCGCUGUCAGGUCCUCGUCCCACUGCUCCUGUGUUUACUCACCACUUCCUUCUUGUGACAUCAUCUGUUGACUGGAACUUAGUCUGUGAUACGGUCCAGCUUUUACAAAAUAUUUGACAGCUCGAGUUCCCCUGCAUCAACAAACUUAAAGUUCUUCUGAUCACAACUAAGCCAAGAGAUGGUCCAUCAGUGAACCUUGUUCACAUCCUGUAACUAGCAACACAGACAUCUACUGCUACACAUCCGUAUGUUAUUUUGUACAGUGAAGUACAAUACAACACAUCAGAUUACUCUAGAUCAACAUCUCAAUGUAAUGCUACAGUAAUUUAUGGUUGUUGCAUUUCUAUUUUAUUAAGUGGCUGCUAAAACAGUUGUAGCAGGGGCAUUCACUCCAAACAAUAUGACAAGUUCCAGUACUCUCAUAGACAAGUUCCUGUACUCUGGCUGUUGACAGAACUAGAGCACAUUGAGAGAUUCCUGGAUUCUCUUGGAGUCAUGGUGGUCUUAAGCAUCCGCCAUUAGAAUGGGCCAUGGAUCUAGUACCGUGAAAAUUUAGUUGUACCAUAUUGUCAAUUGGUGAAUUAGGUUUUCAUCAAGAAAGUGUUGAUGAGUUUUUUUACUUGUUGUAUAACUCUGGUUGUUUCUCAUGUCAAAUAUAGUUUCACUUGAAUGUGCAAUCUGUGUCAAUUACAACGUUUAGCUAGCCGGGUCGAGGUAUCAAGCCAAUUUAUGCUAGCUCAUGGCUACAAUAUCUAACAGUCAGCUGCAUGGUAAGCCUUCCAGAGCAAUUGAGUGUGGGUGUAACACAGGGUGGAACAAUCAGCCUCAAGGCUUAUCAAGCCCACUCCAGCAGAUUAGCAUUUCCACUAUACAUCCAGAUUAUUUUAAUGUAACCUAAGAACUAGUUAAACUUAAAUAGAACGUUAACUGCUACAUUGCUCUCAAAGAAUUUAAAACACUAAAAAGGAAUAUAUGUGACUUGACUGUAGGACACAUGACUUGACUGUAAGACACACAUGUGACUUGACUGUAGGACACACAUGUGACUUGACUGUAGGACACAUGACUUGACUGUAGGACACACAUGACUUGACUGUAGGUCACACAUGUGACUUGACUGUAGGACACACAUGUGACUUGACUGUAGUACACAUGUGACUUGACUGUAGGACACACAUAUGAGUUGACUGUAGGACACAUGACUUGACUGUAGGACACACAUAUGACUUGACUGUAGGUCACACAUGUGACUUGACUGUAGUACACAUGUGACUUGACUGUAGGACACACAUAUGAGUUGACUGUAGGACACAUGACUUGACUGUAGGACACACAUAUGACUUGACUGUAGGUCACACAUGUGACUUGACUGUAGGACACACAUGUGACUUGACUGUAGUACACAUGUGACUUGACUGUAGGACACACAUAUGACUUGACUGUAGGUCACACAUGUGACUUGACUGUAGGACACACAUGUGACUUGACUGUAGUACACAUGUGACUUGACUGUAGGACACACAUAUGACUUGACUGUAGGACACAUGACUUGACUGUAGGACACACAUAUGACUUGACUGUAGGACACACAUUGUGACUUGACUGUAGGACACUCAAGUGUGAGUAGCAUUCUGUCCUAGAAAUACUAGCCUACAUAUCGGGUGAAGCACAAUGGUAGAACUAUAAUACACACCCACUCUAUAUUUGUUAUAGUUGAUUUGGUGUUAACAACAUUAGCUUAUGUACUCACUAUCAUUUACUUUUUAUAUGCAUUCUUUAAACUUUUAGCUAGCUAAUUAGGCUAAAUUAUUGCAAUUAUAAAAAAAAAAAUAGGUAGAUAUCUAAAUGAUUGUAAUGGUGAAAAGUUACUGUAAACAAUUAUCUUUUGAAGCCAUUGAUACAAGUUAUUUAGAGACAUAAGAUUGACAUGAAACUAUUUUUUUUAAAAUCAUCAUAAAGAUUACCUCAAACAAAUUAAAAUGUUUUAAUUUUGAAAUUAUUCAUCUUAAAUACUUAUAAGAUGCCACAUGUCAAGUUUUUUAAAUGCUUUAAGAUCCCCAAGUUAACAUUUGAGAUCCCCAAGUUGAUAUUUGGGCAUGAAAGAAAUGGAAGCACCACAGUUAUCCAGUCUCUGGUGUUUCUCAACAAUGGAAAGCUGAAAACUUUUUGAUGAAUCUCCACUUUAAAAGUUAAAAAAAAAACUGUGUAUAUAACAAGUCCAAUGUUCUGAUAGAACAAAAGCAUUUCACCCUGGAUGAAAUGUGAGUAGAUGAGGAUCUACAUUUCUCUCAAUGUUUCUUAAUGAUGCAUACAGUCAUUUCUGUUUUACUCUAUUUCAUUUCUGUAAUCAAUAUUUUGACUUCCUGAUUUUUUUUAAUAAGUUAUCAUCUACAGUUUAAGAGUUGUCAUAUUUUUUCAAAUACUAAAUUGAAAUGUUUUCUUUACAUCUGUUCAUCUUGUCAAAUCUUGUUACUGAUGUUAUUCAAUAAUUUCAUGUACAAAGAUGUAUAUUUGAUAUCUGACUGUCAGGGGCACUCAUAUAGACAAAAUAUUUUAUAACACUUGGUAGGAACUUUGGUGGGUAGGAAUGAACAUUGUGAGUAAGAAUGAAGUUUGUGGCUUGAAAUGGGUAGGAUUGAACUUUGGUGGGUAGGAAUUAACUUAGUAUUACCCUCUGAUAUGCUUUUCUUAUUGUUCUAGAAAAAAUAGAACAUUACUUUGAUAAAAAUACAUGUUGCCACCAGACAUGGGCAGCAUUGAGAAAGUUUUUUAACAAAUAUCUUGGUCAUUGAUGGGGAAGAUAAAGACUG